AUGGCGGCCAGGCAGAUCCGGGCGUUGGCAGGCGCCGCGCUCGGGAAGCAACCUCCCGUCGCCCUGCUACCAAAACCUCUCUGGGAUGGAGCAGGGAUCCGCCAGCACUUCAGCAUCACCUACUGCUCGGCUUCCGGGGAAGAGUGCAAUGGCUCCGGGCGCCUCUCGCAGAGCAGGCCGGAGGGUGCAGCGAGGAGCUCAGCGAGCGAAGAGUUAACGGCGGCAGAGCGGCGGAUUCUAGAGCUGCACACCACCGCCUGCGCGGCUGGCCAGCUCACCUAUGUGGAUCCAGCUACUGGCUAUGUGGUGCUCACACAGCUUGCCCACUUACAGAGAGGUGAAUGCUGUGGCUCUGCCUGCAGACACUGCUCAUAUGGUCAAGUCAAUGUUAAAGAUCCUUCUAAAAAGAAGCAAUUCAAUUCAUAUUUUUAUGUUUGA
Messenger RNA from Orycteropus afer afer, 438 nucleotides. It is a transcript of the gene CUNH1orf53, whose product is annotated as chromosome unknown C1orf53 homolog. NCBI's taxonomy places the organism in Eukaryota, Metazoa, Chordata, Mammalia, Tubulidentata, Orycteropodidae. The transcript is spliced from 3 exons. The record is from RefSeq and is a predicted model, not a curated record. The coding region runs from base 1 to 438 and encodes 145 amino acids.